UACACUUGCAGGCUGAGGCUGAGGCAGCAUCACCGUAUCCCAUGCCAUCCCAGCACAAAAACAGUUGCCUGUUUCUUCUUAGCUUCUUCUUCUUCUUCUAUGUCAUUCAUAAUAAGUUGCUGAAACUAACUCCCACACCUUUCCUUCUUUCCACCAGACCACCAGCCAGCCCAAGUUAUCGAUGAAAGAAAUGGCGCAGCAGGCGGGGAGUCCGGUGCGCAGUAGUUAUUCCAAUAAUAGCAGCUUAGCGGAUAUUGCUGCCAGAGUCGUUGAAGAAUUCAGAGCUGAAAAUGAAAACGAUGGUGAGGAGUUUUUAUACGUUGGCGACCUGUUCUGCGGUCUCGGGGGAGAAGCUAGCGAAGAAGACCUAGGAAAAGAAGCAGCAAAAGGCCUGCAGGAUGAUGAUGAGGAGCAGAACAACGAUAUGGAUGCUGGUGAUGAUGAACAAGAUGAAGAUGAGGAGUUUGAGUUCGCGUUUGUUCCCAGAGAUGCGGAGUUGUCGCUCAUUUCUACUGCAGAUCAAAUCUUCUACAACGGACAGAUCCGCCCAGUUUUUCCGAUCUUCAACCCUAAUUAUUGGGAAUCUGCAACAGGCACCAGCAGCAUGUGUAAUUCUUCGUUGUCAAGUUCUGGCGAUGAGCAGCAGCAGCAGAAAGUUUCAACUCCGCCGCAAACGAUGAUUCGUCUGCCGUUGAGGAAGCUGCUGUUAAGUGAGGAUCAGGAAACUCCGUCGUCGUGUUCAUCCUCGGAGGCCGACGAGCUUGAGGGAAUUCCGGAGGGGACGUACUGCGUUUGGAGGCCUAAAGAGGUGAAGGAUGAGGCCUCGGCCUCGGCCUCGCCGGGAAAGUGCAAGAAGAGCAACUCAACAGGGUGGAGGUGGAGGUCGAAGCGGUGGAGGCUUCCAGACCUUGUUCACCGGAGCAACAGCCACGGGAAGGACACAUUUGUCUUUCUCACAAAAGGGGAGGAUAAGGCGGGGGCAACCAAAACUGCAAACCCCAAUCUCACGCAUUACACAAAAAACAGAUCAGGAGAUAAACGCCGCCACUCAUAUCUGCCGUACCGACAACAUCUAGUGGGGUUCUUUGCUAACGUUAACGGAUUUAGUAGGAAUCUCCAGCCUUUCUAGAAUCAGAAUCUGUCAUCCAUCUCGCCGGUUUAAUGCAGAUCAGAUUUGUUUAAUUAAUUAAUUGCUAAUAGACAGAUAUGUAUAUUACGCCAGCCUGUGAUCUUUAUUACGUCAUCGCUUUGUUUUGACACUUUAAAUAACACAAUUAUGUUAUAUAUGGCUUUUGGUUCAAUCAAGUUUUUAUUUUUGGA
Molecule: messenger RNA, 1320 nt
Organism: Ipomoea triloba (trilobed morning glory)
Lineage: Eukaryota; Viridiplantae; Streptophyta; Magnoliopsida; Solanales; Convolvulaceae
Exons: 1
Coding region: 182-1129 (315 amino acids)
Source: RefSeq, a predicted model, not a curated record